Messenger RNA from Scleropages formosus (Asian bonytongue), 4736 nucleotides. RefSeq names its product macrophage mannose receptor 1-like. Bases 14 to 4408 code for a protein of 1464 amino acids. Lineage: Eukaryota; Metazoa; Chordata; Actinopteri; Osteoglossiformes; Osteoglossidae. The transcript has 31 exons. The record is from RefSeq and is a predicted model, not a curated record.
AUCUGAGGUAUGGAUGCACCCCACCCUGCUACUUAAUGAACAGAAGAGCUCGACGGCUUUUGGAAUCCUGUCCAAGAAGACCGCAGCUUCACACCAGCUUGAGAAAAUGCUGCCGGUGGGGCGGAUGCUGCUGGCCUCGUGUCUCCUGUUCCUUCGUGUUGCGCUCGGUGUCAGUGAGACAGACAGAAGCUUCCAGAUCUACAGCGACAAGAACAACAGGUGCGUGAGGGUGACGAAUCCCGGUUUGAUUAUCACCGAAACCUGUAACCCGAAGCUCCUUGGCCAGAAGUUUCGCUGGGUGUCACAAAACCAAAUCCUGAGCCUGCUGCACAAGAAGUGUCUCGGUGUGCCGAAAGCGGCCGAACGCGGGAAGGUGACGCUGUUUGACUGCGAUGACAAAAAUGAGCUGCAGCACUGGGAAUGCAAGAGCGAGAACGUGGUGAACCUCAAGGGCCACGAGCUGCACCUGUACGGCGAGAACCUCAGGGGCGCAAACCUCAUGGUGUGCAACGGUUCUCAGUGCUCGAGCAGCUGGAAGAUAUAUGGCACCGCGGAUGACAUCUGCUCAGUGCCAUAUGAAGAAAUAUACACCAUUAUGGGCAAUGCCCAGGGAGCCCCAUGUCGGUUCCCCUUUCGCUACCAGAACCAGUGGUACAGCGACUGCACCCGGGAUGGAGAGUCGACCGGCCGCCUCUGGUGCGCCACGGUGCCAGACUAUGACAAGGAGGAGGUGUGGGGCUACUGCCCACCAGCUUCUGCGGGCUGGAUCGCGGAUCCAGUGACUGACGAACUUUACCUGGUGAACCCAAGUGCCCUGCUCACGUGGCACCAGGCUAGGACCAGCUGCCAGCAGCAGUAUGGCGACCUACUGAGUGUGGGGCAACCUCACGAGCACACCUACCUGUCAGGCCUGACUGCAUCUCUUGGCACUCUUCUUUGGAUCGGGCUGAACAGCCUCAGCUCUGAAAGUGGCUGGCAGUGGAGUGAUGGGAAACCAUUACGGUAUUUAAGAUGGGCUCCCGGGAAUCCAUCUCCUGCGCCUGGGCAGAACUGCGCAGCCCUGAACUCCAACAGCAUGUCAAGGUGGGAAAGUAGUGCCUGCUCCAGAAAGCUAGGCUACAUCUGCCGCAGAACAAAUUCCACUAGGGUCCCCACUACUGAUCCAGAGGAGAAAGCCCAUGUGUGUCCCAGUCCAUGGGUGCCAUUCAUGGGACACUGCUUUGACUUGCGACGUCCAAAGAAGAGCUGGGCGGAGGCCAAGAGUGUGUGCCGUAAGGACGGGGGUGACCUCGCCAGCAUCCGUAGCAUCGAGGAGCAGGCUUUCAUCAUUUCCCAACUUGGCUACUUGUCAACUGAUAAGCUGUGGAUCGGGCUGAAUGACCACAGGAUUCCCCAGCUCUUUGAGUGGAGUGAUGAGUCUGCGGUCACAUUUGCUAGCUGGGAACUGGGUGAGCCAUCCCAUCACUCUACGCUGAAGGAGGACUGUGUGUUGAUGAGGGGGGAGGAUGGGAAGUGGGCUGAUGAUGAGUGCGAAAAACAGUAUGGAUUCAUCUGUAAAAAGAAAGCAACCUUCAGUUCAGGUGGUGGAACCGCAGUGUCUGCAGGCUGUAAAACAGGCUGGACUAGACAUGGGUCUUUCUGCUACAACACUGGACCGGAGAUAAAGACGUUUGAGGAGGCAAAGAAUGCUUGUGAGAGCAAAGAUUCCCGCUUGGUUGACGUCUCAGACAGGUAUGAGAACGCAUUCCUCACCAGCAUGGUAGGCCUCAGACCAGAGAAGUACUUCUGGAUUGGCCUGUCCAACACGGAGCAGAGAGACACAUUCGUGUGGACCAACACCAGAACUGUGAGGUUCACUCACUUCAGUGCUGGGAUGCCAGGACAGAAACAGGGUUGUGUUGCUGUGAUGACUGGGACCUCUGCUGGAUUGUGGGAUGUGCUUAGUUGUGAUAGCCAGGAAAGAUACAUCUGCAAGCAUGUGGCAGAAGGGGUGGAGCCAACAACUGCCCCGCCCACAAGUGCCAGGCCCAGCUGCCCAGAGGACUGGGUGCCCAUGGGGAACCGGGACUUCUGUUACAGGCAUUACAAUAGACAGGAAAAUACGAGGAAGACCUGGUUUGAAGCUCGAGAUUUCUGCAAAGCCAUCGGAGGGAACCUGCUCAGCAUCCACAGUAAAUACGAUCUGAGUCAGAGAGAGGAUUACAGUGAAGCCUGGAUUGGUCUGAACGCCCUUGACCCAAAUGCCGGCUUUGUAUGGAGUGAUGGUUCCUCAUCCUCUUAUGAAAACUGGAAUACUGGGGAACCCAACAAUUUCAAAGGCGUGGAGCUUUGUGUUGAGAUGCUACGUGAUUACACAUGGAAUGACUUUCACUGUGAAGCCUACAGAGACUGGAUCUGCCAAAUCCGGAAAGGAGUAACUCCAAAUCCGCCACCAACAGAAGGCAUACCAGAGUACAAUGUGACUGAGGAUGGCUGGACUGUGUACAAUGGCUCUGAGUAUUACCUUAACACUGAAGUACUUGCCAUGGAAGAUGCCAGGCAUUACUGCCAGGAGAGGUCAGGUGACCUUGUGGUCAUCAAUGAUGAGAAAGAGAGGCUAUUUUUAUGGAAACAGAUACACGACGAACGGAGAAAUUUCUUUAUUGGUCUGACAGUAGAUCUGGACAAGACAUUUCAGUGGAUGGACGGAUCUCCAGUCGUGUUUGCAGCGUGGAAUGAAGAUGAGCCCAGCUUUACAAACAAUGAUGAAAACUGUGUGGUGAUGAACCCAUCAUUGGGGUUCUGGAAAAAUGUGCACUGUGGCCAGCCUUUGCAGUCCAUAUGUAAGCGUAGUUCUGGUUCCCCCGCAAACACCACCCUGGCCCCCACAGCGGCCCCCAAGGGCGGCUGCGCUCCAGACUGGAAGGCCUUCCAAGGAAAGUGCUACAAAUUAGUUGGAGACAUUGCCUCUGACAAGAAGCCCUGGGCUGAGGCCCGGACGUACUGCAUCAACCAAGGCGGGAAUCUGGUGUCCAUUCUCAAUAAAAAGGAACAAGCGUUUCUGACCGCCCGCAUGAUUGACGUGUCCGCGGACAUGUGGAUCGGCCUGAGCUCACUGAACGAUUGGUGGAGGUUCCUGUGGACUGAUGGCAAAGCUGUCAAAUUUGAAAACUGGGGCCACAGUCAACCGAACACACUUGGCUUUAGAAUUUUCACUGAGGAGUAUGAGUGGAAAAGUCUUCAGUGUGCCCUCAUGCUACGGAAACCAGACGUAAAUGCUGGGCUAUGGAAAACCGCUGAAUGUACGAGUCCUCAGGGGUUCAUAUGCAAGAGGAACUAUGACACCCAAGCCGUGCCCUCCACGACUGCAUUCUCCAACAGUUACCAGAAGUUUGGCAACAGCUCCUUCCGGGUGGUAGCUGAAAAGCUAAGCUGGGAGCAAGCACACCAGCGCUGCAAGGAAGAUUCGGCCCAGUUGGCCAGUAUCCCGGACCCAAUGGCACAAGCCUUCAUCCAGCUGAAGACCCUUAAACACGGAAGUCUCUGGAUUGGACUCAACAGCAAUAAGACUGAAGGCUAUUUCAAGUGGAUUGAUAACUGGAAAUUCCAAUACACAAACUGGGGAGAAGAUGAGCCAAAGAGCGACUCGCCGUGUGUACUUAUGGAUACGGAGGGGAAGUGGAAGACCGAGCCCUGCAAUAACACCUACAGCUUUGUGUGCAAACACUCCUCAGGUCCCAUCCCCACUGAUCCUCCCAUGCACCCUGGCACCUGCCCCGAAUCAACACUCUAUAGAACCUGGUUACCCUUCAGAGACCACUGCUACUCUUUUGAAGGCUCCACAUAUGACAAAUGGGGUGAAGCUGUUGUGCAAUGCAUGCAGAUAGGAGGCUCCCUGGUGAGCAUCAUGGAUCCUGCUGAGAAUGAAUUUAUAAGCAGCCACCUUUCGUUCCUGUACCAGGACAGCUAUAAAUUCUGGAUCGGCCUUUACAAGAACCACAGAGACCAAUGGCUGUGGCAUGAUGGGAGUGUGGUGGACUAUACUAACUGGAACGUGGAUCAGCCCCAUGCAAACCAUCACUGCGCUUUCAUUGACCCCAUGAGCUCCAAGUGGAGCUCUUACAGGUGUAUACAAUAUGGUCAUCGUAUCUGCAAAGUGCGCAAAGUUCUACCAACUACACACACUGGAAUGACUACACCAAAAGUUGAACCGUCAACACAUCAACCAACUCACAGCUCUGGCACUGUUGUCGCAGUAAUCCUGCUCUGCGUCAUGACGGCAGGGGUUGGUGCCUUCAUCUUCUACAGGAGCAGAUUUUCUACGGAAGUCCCACGGCUCCAAAACUUUGAAAAUUUGUUAUAUUUCGGUAACACCCCGGACAGGAGCCCAUUGGUGGAGAACAUGGAGAACAUGGAGAAAAACUCAUGAUUACCAGUUUAUCAUGAUGUAAUGCAAUACGAAGCCCAUUUUUCACACCAUGUGGGAGAAAGGCACCGUCCUCCCGUUGGUUAGUUGGACGUGGGUCUUUGGAGACUGCCCUAACCUCACUUCCUUUGGUAUGACCUUUGAUACGUCCAUCCAUUCAAAAGUCAAAGUCCACCUUCAUUCAAGAUGUCCAGCAGCUGUGCUUGUCUUCAUGUAAAACUGCCAAGGAUGAGGUCAUCAACAUGGGUUCUACAUGAAAUGUACCGGUUCCUCAAGCAAAGUUCUUCCUGCCAGGAUAAACUGUUUAAAAGAAAUGUAACUUACACUGUUU